AUGAUGGAAGAUCAAGGCGUCUGGGAAGUAGUUGAGCCAGCGGCCGGUGCGGCCAUCGACGAGAAGAAGGACAAGAAGGCGAUGUCACAUCUCUUCCAAGCGCUCCCGGAGGAUCUCCUGAUGCAGGUGGCAAGAAAAAAAACUACGAAGGAGGUAUGGGAUUGUCUCAAGACAAGAUUUGUCAGCGCGGAUCACGUCAAGAACAAGCAGCUUCUAACGUUGAAGAGCGACUUCAACACCAUGCAUAUGCAGGAGGGAGAGAGCCUGGACCAGUACACUGGAAGGCUCAAUAGCAUGUCCAUCAGGUAUGCAAACCUAGGGGAGACGCUCGACAACACUGCAUUGGUCAAAAAGUUAUUCGACACCGUGCCAGAUCGAUUCCUAUGUGUGAUCACCAUGAUCGAGCAGUUCUACGACCUCGACAAGAUGUCAUUCGAGGAGGCCAUGGGGCGGCUUAAAGCGUUUGAAGAACGUACUCACCCGUGUGCAUUCGGUGGCAAUAGCAUCGGUGACAGCCAGCUCAUGUUCACUCAGGCCGAGUGGCAGGCACGGCAGAAGAAGGAUGGUGGCAACUCCUCAUCAAGCAUCAAGGGCAAAUACCAUUCUCCUGCAGAUAGCAGCAACCGUGGUCGGGGUGGUCAUGGACGCAACAGAGGCCGUGGCAGAGGUGGUCGCUGCGGGAUGUCGCACAAUGACGAGGAGAACGGCUCGGGUGGUAGUCGCUGCAACAAGAGCCACAUCAAGUGCUACAACUGCUACAAGAUGGGGUAUUAUGCGAACGAGUGCAAGGCACCGAAGAAGCAGAAAGAGGAGACACAUCUCACUCGUGCUGACGACAUCGAGCUGGUCCUGCUACUCGUGGUCAGAAGAGCCAGCACAAGAAUAGCAGCACCAGCGAGGAGUCGUGCUGUUGAAUGA
Molecule: messenger RNA, 918 nt
Organism: Phragmites australis (common reed)
Lineage: Eukaryota; Viridiplantae; Streptophyta; Magnoliopsida; Poales; Poaceae
Exons: 1
Coding region: 1-918 (305 amino acids)
Molecular function (GO): nucleic acid binding; zinc ion binding
Source: RefSeq, a predicted model, not a curated record